Molecule: messenger RNA, 1785 nt
Organism: Solanum pennellii
Lineage: Eukaryota; Viridiplantae; Streptophyta; Magnoliopsida; Solanales; Solanaceae
Product: protein DETOXIFICATION 21-like
Exons: 9
Coding region: 92-1591 (499 amino acids)
Biological process (GO): xenobiotic detoxification by transmembrane export across the plasma membrane
Cellular component (GO): membrane
Molecular function (GO): xenobiotic transmembrane transporter activity; antiporter activity
Source: RefSeq, a predicted model, not a curated record
UUUCAUCACAAUAAAUUAGUAGGAAGUUUCUUUCUUCCACUUGUAUCUUUUGCUUCCUUCUCUCUUUCAUUUGCUCUCUUCUUGUGUAGAAAUGGUUGAUUAUCUAAAUGAGAGGCUGAUUAAAAAUGGAGAGGAUGAAGAAGAAAAAGAAAGAGGAAAUAAUUAUAAUAAUAUUAUUGUGGAAAAAAAAGAGAAAUUGAAGGAUAGGAUAUUACAUGAAAAUAAGAAAUUAUGGGUAGUGGCAGCUCCAGCUAUAUUUACAAGAUUUUCAACAUUUGGAGUAAAUAUUAUAAGUUUAGCUUUUAUUGGUCAUAUUGGAGCUACUGAACUUGCAGCUUAUGCAUUAAUUUUCACUGUCCUCCUCAGAUUUUGCAUUGGCAUCCUUCUAGGUAUGGCAAGUGGACUAGAGACACUAUGUGGUCAAUCAUAUGGAGCAAAACAAUAUCAUAUGCUUGGUUUACAUCUUCAAAGAUCAUUUAUUGUCUUAACAAUUACCACAACACUUCUACUCCCAUUAUUUCUAUUUACAACUCCAAUUUUAAAAGCAUUAGGCCAAGAGAAUGACAUAGCACAAGUUGCUGGAGUUGUUUCACUUUGGUUCAUCCCAGUGGCAUAUGCAUAUGUUGUAUCAUUUGCUUGCCAAAUGUAUCUUCAAGCACAAAGCAAGAACAUAGUUAUUGCAUACUUAGCUGCAAUUACACUAAUAAUCCAUGCAUUUUUGUCUUGGCUUUUGACAAUUAAGUACAAAUUUGGGCUAAAUGGUGCUAUGAUAUCAACUAUUUUGGCAUAUUGGAUACCUAAUAUUGGACAAUUAGUGUAUGUUAUGGGUGGAUGGUGUAAAGAUACUUGGACUGGCUUCUCAUUCUUGGCUUUCAAGGAUUUGUGGCCUGUUGUCAAACUCUCUCUAUCAUCAGGUGUCAUGCUAUGUGUUGAGCUUUGGUACAACAGUAUACUUGUUCUUCUGACUGGAAAUUUCAAAAAUGCUGAGGUCCAAAUUGAUGCCCUUUCUAUAUGCCUUAACAUCAAUGGUUGGGAAUUGAUGAUAGCUCUUGGCUUCAUGAGUGCAGCAUGUGUAAGAGUAGCAAAUGAGUUGGGAAGAGGAAGUUCAAAGGCAGCAAAAUUCUCAAUUAUGACAAUAGUCUUAAUAUCUUCUGCCAUUGGAUUCAUCCUAUCAUUAUUCUUCUUCUUCCUAAGGGGACGUUUGGCUUUUGUUUUCACAAAAAGUCUAGAAGUAACAAAAGAAGUAGAUAGAUUAUCUCCUCUCUUGGCCUUUUCAGUUCUAUUGAAUAGUGUUCAACCUGUACUUUCUGGUGUGGCUGUUGGGGCAGGGUGGCAGACCAUUGUGGCCUAUGUUAAUAUUAUAUGUUAUUACUUGGUGGGAAUUCCUGUGGGAGUAAUGCUUGGCUAUUUUCUACAGUUACAAGUUACAGGAGUUUGGAUGGGAAUGUUGAUUGGCACACUUGUUCAAACUAUUGCACUAGUUAUAAUCACUACCAAAACUGAUUGGGAUGAACAGGUGAGACUCACUCAACAACGAGUUAAAGGAUGGGCAAUAGAAGAUGACAAUAACGUUACCUCACAAGGAGCUUAACACAACAAAUUGCAAUAAUUUGUCAAAUUGAUUUAAUUAUCAUAUAUUAUAAAAUAUAUUUUUCAGUAUUUAUAAGCUCCCAUAUUUAAUUAGAUUGCUAGUUCGAUUGUUUUAUUUAAGUGCUUAUUUUUAAAUUUUUCUAUAUAAUCCCUUGAAUAAAUAAUUAACACUUAUUAGUUCAAUUUAGUCAUGAA